Saccostrea cuccullata (small rock oyster) is the source of this 1362-nucleotide messenger RNA. RefSeq names its product neurofilament medium polypeptide-like. The record is from RefSeq and is a predicted model, not a curated record. Gene Ontology annotation, biological process: DNA integration. Bases 1 to 1362 code for a protein of 453 amino acids. Gene Ontology annotation, molecular function: nucleic acid binding. NCBI's taxonomy places the organism in Eukaryota, Metazoa, Mollusca, Bivalvia, Ostreida, Ostreidae. The transcript is spliced from 2 exons.
AUGACUGCAAAGACAACAGCAGAAGCGUUAUACAACAAUUUUAUUACUUAUUACGGAAUUCCAACACGGAUACAUUCAGAUCAAGGAGCUAAUUUCGAGAGCCAAAUUAUCAAAGAAUUAUGUCAGAUUACAGGGAUGAAAAAGUCAAGGACAACCCCUUACCAUGCAAUGGGCAACGGUCAAUGUGAGAGAUAUAACAGAACUUUACUCAACAUGCUAGGAACCCUGAAACCAUCACAGAAACAGAACUGGAAGCUGUAUAUUAAUCCGUUAGUGCAUGCGUACAACUGCAUCAAGAACGAGUCAACCGGAGUUUCCCCAUAUUUCCUUAUGUUUGGACGUGAACCAAAAUUACCUAUAGACAUAGAGUUUGGCCUAAAGAAAGAAGAAAAGAAAUCAGUAUCCAAAUACAUCAGCAACUUGAAAGAAAACAUGAAAGCAGCUUACGAACUACACAAAAUUGCUGAUAAGUGGGAAGAAGAGCCGUACUUGGUAAUUGAACAUCCUAAUCCAGAAAUCCCAGUAUAUAAAGUACAGAAAGAAACAACAAAAGGAAAAUCUCGGACUUUACAUCGAAACCUUCUACUCCCUAUUGGACAUCUAGAUUCAUAUAAAGCAAGUAUAGAUGAAUCAUCACCAUCAUCUUCCAGACCCACUCCUAAACCCAGGACGAGGCAAACACGGAAGAAACAAGAACAGGUUCAAGAGAGAACACCAGAGACUAGAGAAUCAGAAGAUGACAGAGUUAGUUCUGAUGAAGACUCAGAUACAGAAUUUAUUCCGGUACCGGUACCAAUGAUCCCUGAGGUUAACAUCCCAGUAGAUGUUAGUAAACACCCAGGUGAGCAGAGUGUACACAGAUCAGAAGAACAGAGAGUACAGAGCCCUAGAGAGGAGAUUGUACAUAGCCCUAGAGAGGAGAUUGUACAUAGCCCUAGAGAGGAGAUUGUACAUAGCCCUAGAGAGCAGACUGUACAGAGACCCGUAGAAAAGAUGGAUCAGAUAGAGCAGAGACAGGAAAGAGAAGAAAAAAUACAGCAUCAUGAUGCAGAGGAGAGAGUAACGGAACAACUGCCAGUACAGACAGAGGCAGAGCCACAGCAGGAACAUGCUGAAGCUAGUAGUCCCAGAUCUGAUGAUAAAGAAGAAGAACCUGUAACAGUGUUACCAAGGAGAAGUACUAGGGAGAGAAGAAAACCAGAUAGGUUGAACCCCCAGGAAUUUGUUUUAGUACAACAACAGCAGCAACAAGAAUGGAUGAAGAAGUGUGACUAUCUACAUCGUUUGAAAUCUUCAACAGAGAUGAAGUCUUAUGAAAAGGAAAUAGUUCAGACCAUGUUAGAUAUUUUAAAGAGAAAUUAA